Molecule: messenger RNA, 3086 nt
Organism: Peromyscus eremicus (cactus mouse)
Lineage: Eukaryota; Metazoa; Chordata; Mammalia; Rodentia; Cricetidae
Gene: Zbtb14
Product: zinc finger and BTB domain containing 14
Exons: 2
Coding region: 1533-2882 (449 amino acids)
Biological process (GO): regulation of transcription by RNA polymerase II
Cellular component (GO): nucleus
Molecular function (GO): RNA polymerase II cis-regulatory region sequence-specific DNA binding; DNA-binding transcription factor activity, RNA polymerase II-specific; protein binding
Source: RefSeq, a predicted model, not a curated record
CUCCUGCGGGCCAAGGAAGAGCCUCGCUCCCGCGCCGCCACCUGGAGAAGUGGCGGACCACGGAAGGGAAAGUGGCCGGGCGCCGGCGGGCGCCGCGGCGCAGGGGAGCUUUUGUUUGGGGAAAGAAUGCUCGGGGCUCGCUGCGCUCGGCGGCUCACGGGCUGCGAAAUGCGAGCGUGGGCUACCCACGCGCGGGCUGCGCCCCAGGUCCGGUGCCGGGCCCAGUCUUCCCCACUCUCAAGUUGUGCGGUUGCAACAGGGAAGUGGUGUGGCCGCCAUUGUCGCAGCUGCUCCGGAAUAAGGAGGCGGCUGCGGCUGCUUAUGUAAGUUUGCUUUGGGAAAGCCUGGCUCCCUGCUCGGUGAGGGAGCCUAAGCGUUCCCGCGAUUUGGAGAACUGCUAGCAAGGAGCUGCUUUAUGGUAUUGUAGGUGUUGGACUGUGUCUUGUCCCACACCGACUUACACACGUACUGGCAAUGGCUAUCUUCCGGUUUGACUCAUUUGAACUUAGCAAUGGGAACAUCUCUAUAGGGGGAAAAAACACGAGCCGAUUGGCCCGUGACCUCCUUUGAAAAAGAAAACACACUAACCAGAAAUGAGGAGCUGCACGCUGAUAUGUUGCCAUGGCUACUGUAGGGCCACUCUUCCCCGAGUGCCAUGCCCCUUUGAUUCCACAGUUAGUGACAGCAGAAUUGUCACUAAAGAUUCUGAAGGGAGUACCCUCCCCUCAGCCCGACUGCAGGCCCAGGCUGCAUCUGGAAUACAGGAAGGCUGAGAUGAAGAAUGGAGCAUCCUUAGAAAUCCAUCUUGCCAGCCCUCACAUAGUACAGAUGAGAAAGCCUGCUAGUUCAGAGCUCUGUGGUCCCUAUUGCAGGAACUUGUUUCGGGUCCUUUGGUGGAGUCUGGCGCCGAGUCUUUGUGUAGGACUGGACAGCCACCUGCUUCUACAGACUUCUGUAUUUGUGGGAUUAGUGGUCAGUAGAGGAUGUUUUUGUUCUUUAUUGGUCUGCAGGCAGUAGCAGGAUCUCUUUAGAUGAGAGUUAAGAAUCAAAGAAAAUUCUUUGAACCUUCCUAUAGGGAGGGAUCGAGGGGAAAGUGUGGGCUUUCUCCACUGCAGUCUUUCGGACAGUUUGUCCUUGUAUGAACAAAGUAGCGUACUUACCCCUUCCCCUUAACUGCUGGGUGUGUGUCUCCUACAGCCCUUCCUAUAUUUAGACGUUUAUAGAUCCUAAAGGGAAAUGUGGAGAACUGUGUGCCCAACAGGAAAUGGUGGGCCUAAGGAACACACAAUGAGGUUUUCAGAAUCUGUGUCACCUGCCACACUUGUAGGCCUUGUGUAGAACCAGGCCUGAUUACUGCUAGCCCCCCCCCCCCCGUUUCUUCCCAGAAAAAAAUGGGUUCAUAUGCAAGAGGUGGAACAAUAUCUUACUUAGUCUUUAUGUUUUUCCGGUAGAUCUGGCUUGCCUCUGAUCAGACUUACUCUGAUCUGAAGAUUUCGGAGUUCAAGGCAUUAAGAAAAUAGCCUGAAUUGUUCAUGGAGUUUUUCAUCAGUAUGUCUGAAACCAUAAAGUAUAAUGACGACGAUCAUAAAACACUGUUUCUGAAAACGCUGAAUGAACAGCGCCUGGAAGGAGAAUUUUGUGAUAUCGCCAUCGUGGUUGAAGAUGUAAAGUUCAGAGCCCAUCGGUGUGUUCUCGCUGCCUGCAGCACCUACUUUAAGAAGCUUUUCAAGAAGCUGGAGGUGGAUAGUUCCUCGGUCAUAGAGAUAGAUUUCCUCCGCUCUGACAUAUUUGAAGAGGUCCUGAACUACAUGUACACCGCCAAGAUUUCCGUGAAAAAGGAGGAUGUUAACUUGAUGAUGUCGUCGGGUCAGAUACUGGGUAUCCGGUUCUUGGAUAAACUCUGUUCUCAGAAGCGGGACGUGUCUAGUCCUGACGAGAGUAACGGCCAGUCCAAGAGUAAGUACUGCCUCAAAUUAAACCGCCCCAUCGGAGAUGCCGCAGACGCCCAGGAUGAUGACGUGGAAGAAAUCGGGGAUCAGGAUGACAGCCCUUCCGACGACACCGUAGAAGGCACGCCCCCCAGUCAGGAGGACGGCAAGUCUCCCACCACUACUCUCAGGGUUCAGGAAGCGAUUUUGAAAGAGCUGGGGAGCGAGGAAGUUCGCAAAGUGAACUGCUACGGCCAGGAAGUCGAAUCCAUGGAGACUCCCGAGUCCAAAGAUUUGGGGUCUCAGACCCCUCAGGCCUUAACAUUUAAUGACGGGAUGGGUGAAGUGAAAGACGAACAGACCCCGGGCUGGACCACGGCCGCCAGUGACAUGAAGUUUGAGUAUUUGCUUUACGGUCACCAUCGGGAGCAGAUUGCCUGCCAAGCGUGUGGUAAGACGUUUUCUGACGAAGGCAGAUUGAGGAAGCAUGAGAAGCUCCACACCGCAGACAGGCCGUUUGUUUGUGAAAUGUGUACGAAAGGUUUCACCACCCAGGCCCACCUGAAAGAACACCUGAAAAUUCACACCGGGUAUAAGCCCUACAGCUGUGAGGUGUGUGGGAAGUCCUUCAUCCGGGCCCCGGACCUAAAGAAGCAUGAGCGGGUUCACAGCAACGAGAGGCCCUUCGCGUGUCACAUGUGUGACAAGGCCUUCAAACACAAGUCUCACCUCAAGGACCACGAGAGGAGACACAGAGGGGAGAAGCCUUUUGUGUGUGGCUCCUGCACCAAGGCGUUUGCCAAGGCCUCGGAUCUGAAGAGACAUGAGAACAAUAUGCACAGUGAGAGGAAACAGGUCACCCCCAGUGCCAUCCAGAGCGAGACAGAACAGUUGCAGGCGGCGGCCAUGGCCGCCGAGGCCGAGCAGCAGCUGGAGACAAUCGCCUGUAGCUAGAGGGGAGGAUGGGUCAGAAACACUUGGCCUGGGAGGUUGACGCCGAGGUGGCAUGGAUCAUGGUCACCGAACACCUUUGACUGCUUUUGUGGCCACUUAAAAGUGUUGUGCUGGCUGGACCCAAGGCAGUGCUCACUCCAGUUAGGUGAUUUUCAAAUUUCUCAAGGCAGUUAACGUUCCUACGUCCUGACCAAACAGUUUUUU